Messenger RNA from Drepanopeziza brunnea f. sp. 'multigermtubi' MB_m1, 2520 nucleotides. The record is from RefSeq and is a predicted model, not a curated record. Lineage: Eukaryota; Fungi; Ascomycota; Leotiomycetes; Helotiales; Drepanopezizaceae.
AUGAAGUACGCCAUCCCCACCACUCUUCUCCUAACGGCAGCAGCAGCGACGCCGACUACCACGCCUCCCUCGGCCUCUGAGCCGCCCUGUGCUGUUGUCAGCCGCUUGGCUGCGGCUCAGAUAGCUGCUUCUCCUAAUGAUACUCCGACCGUUGCGGCUGAAUUGGCGCACGACUGCUUGAACUCUGUGCCCUUGAAUAAGACCGCUGCCAUUAUGUUGGUUGAUGCCAUGGUACCGUACAUGGAUUGGCAGAGCGAUUUGGCCUGGAAAAAGAACCCCCCCGCCGAUUACUUCUACCCUCCUCACGACGCACUUGGAUAUCUCGCUUCGGUGAAGUCGAAUUUGGAGAACAAUAAAUACGCAAACGAAUACAAAUUCCAAGAGGACUUAUACCAGGUAUUUGCAAGGUCACACGAUGGCCAUUUUUUGUUGUAUCCGGAUGCGUACACCAAGGCAUUCAAAUUCGGCCGCCAGAGAUCCCUCGUUUCGAUCAGUGAAGACGGAACUUCUCUUCCCGUGAUCAAGCUUUACGAGGAUGUUAUUUCGUCUCCAUCAACGGCUUCCGUCGUCUCCAAGAUCAACGGAGUAGAGGCUUCCAAAUAUGUUGCCGAUACCAUCUUCGCUUCUUCCCUCCAUCAUGAUCCGGAUGCAGCUUACAACUCUAUGUUCUUCGAAAAAGCCUUCUUUGCAGUUGAUUCGGGAACUGGUUACUUUGCGGAUGGUGGGCGCACGCGAUUCACCUAUCCAGGGCCCAAUACGACAUUCGAAUUCGCAAACGGGACCAAUCUGGUCACAGAGAACGUCGCCACCGUCUUGGGAUCAUUCGUCGGAGUCACGGACGGAGCAUCGUUUUACAAUAAGUUCUGCACUGGUUCCGAGGUGACCGAUGAGCCCGUCGAUGGCGGAGAGGAGGAGGAGGUGUCAACUGAAGUUGUCACUGUUUUCGGCUACCCGGAGCCUGUUCUCAUCACGAACGACACCAGUGUCUCCGGCUACUACCUUGAUGGGGAGGGCUUCGAAGAUGUAGCAGUGCUCGGCGUCCUCUCUUUCGAAUCCAACUCCCCCCUCGAAUUCCAGGGCGUCAUCCAGAACUUCUUUGCUGCUGCUAAGGCUGCCGGCAAGACUAAACUCGUUAUCGACCUCAGUGCCAACGGUGGUGGAUUGAUUUUCCACGCAUAUGAUCUUUUCCGACAGCUCUUCCCAACCAUAGACCAGGGCGGCAACAGCCGCUUGAGAAAGAGCGACACGCUUACGGCCAUCUCCGAGAUUUACUCCGCAGAAUCCGCAGACUUUGAUCUCGCCAACUCCUCGGAAGACGAAAUCAAUCAAGCGAGGAUAUUUUUCAACUACCGAUACGACUACAACAUCAGCAACCAACCAUUCGAGUCCUUCCAGGCAAAGUUUGGGCCCAGAGUCAUUGACGGCGUCAACUACACCGAGCUCAUGCGCUGGAACUGGAACGAUCCUUUGACCAGCAACGCGACUUUCGGCUUCGGGACCGACGUCACUGGCUAUGGAAGCAGAACUAAUUUCACACAACCAUUCGAGACUGAAAAUAUCAUCAUGCUAACAGAAGGCUUUUGCGGAUCUACGUGCUAUCUUUUUGAGGAAUUUAUGAGGAGCUCAGCUGGCGUUAAAUCUGUCGUCAUGGGAGGCCGCCCUCAGCCGGGCCCGAUGCAAACCGUAGGCGGCGUCAAAGGCUCCCAAAGCUUUCUUUGGGAAGAUGUUCUUAAUUAUUCUCAAGAUGCCCUCAACAAUGCCAGCGAAGCCCAAGCAGCUAUUCUACGCAAGAUCACCAGCUUGCCAAUGAACCGCUCUUCCGUAGCUGGCCUCAAUAUUCGUGACACCAUUGCUCCUAGCAACAUCGAUGACGGACUCCCCGCUCAAUUCGUCAGAACGGAAGCUGAUUGCAGGCUCUUCUUUACCCAAGAUAUGAUCACUGAUGUUACGGCGAUUUGGAAGGCUGCUGCUGGUGCGGCUUUCAAUGGUGGGAAAGACAUUGUCGGCCCUACCAGAAAGGAGGCGAUAGAGCCAGCAAUCAAUCAAAGAGAUAUCGUCGGCCCUACCAGAAAGGAGGCGAUGAAGCCAGCAACCCACCAAAGAUAUGUUGCCGGCUCUCGCAGGGAUGGAGUGAGCAGGUCAUUGAGAACUGCUUCAAGGAGAACUCAAAAGUGGCUUGCAAAAUUCAACCUCCAAAUCAUUGAUCUGCUCGUGGCUUUUCUCCUCGUCUUGGCUUUUACUACUCAAGAAAAUGAUACUGCGAGCUUGUCCGAUCUUCGAGGACCCAUGUCACGAGACAUUUUGGGUCUCACGGCAGAAUCUCAAAAUAAGAGCAAUCAAGUUAGCUGCCCGGAAGGGAAAAAAGCAUUUCAUUCCGAAAGGGACUGCGACGAAACGAGUCGUCUCUACGAUAGAGAGCCUCGGCUUCGACCUCGACCUCGCCAAGGGACUUUUGGUCUCGGAGCUGGGGAUCUCUGCCAUCUUGUAUUGUCAAGUGUGAUCACCCAAGGUACUUACUGA